AGACGCAAACCUGUUGCUCCCGAGCUCAGGAGGCACAUAUAGCUCAGACAACACAGCGAGUCGGGGGGCAGUGAGGGUGGAGUGGCAGUAGAUGCACCAUCAAAAAGGAAGGUGGAGAAAAAUCAUCUGUCACUACAAGUGGAUUCCUUCGAAAGAUGAGAGGAAGGAAUUGGUGCAUGUUGAGAGAAGUCCUCAAUGGAGCUUGAUGGGUCUUUAAUGAGUUGCUGCCAAGAAAUCUUUCUCCAACUUCAGUCAUCCUGUGAAACCCUCGUGUGACUGGAAGGUGGAAAAUUGGCAUGGAAGGCGGCAGAUAUUUCUAACACACUUUGAGAAGGAAUAAGCAACAAAGUGAAAAAAUCUUCGGGCAAGAACUCAAUUUAUUUUAAGGACGUGAAUCAGAGAACCAAGUGACAGACAAGAGAAGGUUUGGAGCUCCAUAUUGACCACCCCGUUGCUCAUUUGAUUUGAAAUCAAGGGGUGGUGAAGGACGCUGAAACAGCCAUGGAUGAAGCUAGUGAUGUUGGUCAAGAGGCGAUGGUAAGUGAGGCUCUUGUUCAGUUCAAGGCCACCUUACAAGCUGCUGUGAAGGAGGUACAUGUGGAUGUAAGUGCUUUCAAGCAGCGCAUUGAGAAGAGGAUCGAGGACCUGUGCAUUUCCAACGGACCCUUGGCCGAUGCGGUGACCAGGCUGCAGGAGGAGAACCUGCAGCUCAGGGCCAAGCUGGAGGCCCUCAGCCACCUGGUGGAGGGUCUUGCUGGAGUGCAGAUCGACAGGAGUGCUGCUGAACUGAAGGUGAAGAGUGAGGAAAGUGUCAUAGAGAACGGACAUGUGCAGGUAGAAUCCAAGACCCAGGAGGACCAGAGGGGACUGGUUAACUCUGGAAGAUCAGAAAGCAUCCAGUCCAUCCAGUCCAUUUCCACGAUCUCUGAGCCAUCAGAGUCCAGUGGAGGAUCAAGCCAUGCUGCUGCUGCCGCCACUCCCAACAACAUCCCAACCCUUCCUCCAUGGAGAGCAAAGAGACAUGCUGAGCUUAACGGCACUGAUGCAAAAGGAGAGAAAAAUGUCGCCACAACUGUGCAAGAGAAUCACAAACAACAAGAAUCAGUCGACUCUGAUGCAGCCCAAAAUGCUGAAGCUGCUCCCCAGUCACACCAACCACUGACCGCCGUCACCAAACCCAGUCUGGAGCCUUCAGCCAUGGAAACACCCAGCGUACCGGAACCUGAAGAACCAGGUCCGAAUAAACCCCAUCUUCCUGUCACUGCGAUAAAUAAACCCAACACUGAAGCUCCAGCUGUUCCUGCAGAAACUCCAUUAAAGUCAGCAGAGUCUCCUGCUAAAUGUGAUGCUGAUGAACCUCAGCCUCACCUGCCCGUCACUGCCAUGACAACUAAACCCAGUUCAGAUGCUGUUCUUGCUGGCAAAGUUGCUUCGUCUCCAGCGUUAACCCCUAAAGCAGCCGGUCUAUGUGCAGCAGGAGAAGCAGGAGAAUAUCCUUUUGCAAGAGGUACAACUGGAGCAAAGAGUCUGAGGUCCCACGUUUCUCAGGAUCAGUCAGGCUCUGAGCCUCAAGCUUUGCCACAUCUUCCCCUCACAGCCGGAACUAAAAGCAGCUCCGAUGCUCCUGCUGCACCUAAACCUGACCAGAGUCCUGCUGCAGCACUGAUCCCUUCGAUCCCAGAAUCCCCGACGACGAAGCGAGGCCAAUAUCCCUUCAGACGUGACAUCAGUGAACCCAAACCUCACCUGCCUCUGUCUGCCCUGACCAAACCCAACACCGAGUCCUCACCGUCGGUUGCACCAGUUCAGCCUUCGAGUCUUUCAGCAUCACAGGAUCCUGCAGUGAAACCUGGUGAAUAUCCCUUUAAGAGAGUUCCAGUUCUGAAGACUCCCAGUCCCAGUCUGAAGAGAAGUGUCAGCUUCCCUCAAUCUGCAGAAAAAUUACUUCCCUCUAAAUCAAUCAUAAAAUCUGGUUUCUCGCCUAGUUUGGACAAGAAGGUGAACAAGCCAAUGGGGGUUGAGUUUAAGCCAGAUCUCAUGAAAUUGCAAACACUUCCUCGAUCCAGCGGGGCUCAAGCCAAAAGGGCCAUGUUUGAAAGGAUGAAUUCCGAACCUACAAAGCCAAAGGACUCCAAGCCCAAACUGAAACGCUCUCAGAGUUUUGGAGUUUCAAGUGCCAGCGGCAUAAAACAGAUUCUGUUGGAGUGGUGUCGCUCAAAAACCAUUGGCUAUCAGAAUAUCGACAUCCAGAACUUCUCAUCCAGCUGGAGUGAUGGGAUGGCGUUCUGCGCUCUGGUCCACUCGUUCUUCCCUCUGGAGUUUGACUACAACAGCUUGAACCCUGCGAACCGCAAACACAACUUGAGCCUGGCCUUCACCAUGGCAGAGCAGCAGGCUGACUGUCUACGUCUGAUCGAGGUGGAGGACAUGUUGGAGAUGGGGGACAAGCCAGACCCCAUGUGUGUGUUUACAUAUGUCCAGUCGCUCUACAACCACCUGAAGAAGUUUGAAUAACUAUGUAUCAGAGUAGAUGCCUAAGUCCAGAUGUUAUCAGAAAAAGCACAGUUUUCUCUACCAGACUAUAAAUGAUCAGUUUUAUACUGUUUGUGUGAAUUCACCAGUUUUAUUAGCAUUUAUAGCAAACUCAUUCUUAAAGUGCAGCUUCUUCUUACAUGUACUGUGGUGUGUGUGGCUCUAAUGUUGCUCUUUUUUGAAAAGAAAAAAGGAAUGAAGGUUAGAUUUUGUGUAAUUCUAAAAUUAAUACCAAUGUUGUAAUAAAAGGAACAUAUUUUUUGUUGAUCAACCAGCGUUUAACAAUGAACAAUUUUCUAAUAUAUGAUGAUGAUGAAGGCAUUCUGCAGAGCAAGUAAGAGUCAUUCCAGAAUUGUAGGACAUUUGAGCUUCAAAAUUUUUGAAAAACUAAUCUUCUCUUUUACAAUUUUCUGCUACAUAUUCAUGAGUAAUAGGUAAUAAACUAUCAAAGGCUUGAUUGGCUCAGCUUACA
Messenger RNA from Amphiprion ocellaris (clown anemonefish), 3004 nucleotides. RefSeq names its product smoothelin-like protein 2. The record is from RefSeq and is a predicted model, not a curated record. Gene Ontology annotation, biological process: actin cytoskeleton organization. Gene Ontology annotation, molecular function: protein binding. Lineage: Eukaryota; Metazoa; Chordata; Actinopteri; Pomacentridae. The transcript is spliced from 14 exons. The coding region runs from base 502 to 2514 and encodes 670 amino acids. Gene Ontology annotation, cellular component: microtubule organizing center; filamentous actin.